AUGCAGGAAGAAACCACAGUUUGGGUUCUAAAGGAAACUUUUAACUUCUCACAAUUUAUAAUCUCGCUUGAUACUCGUAGUGCGUUGGUCUCUGAUGCUUUUUUGAAGACUUUCGGCUCUAUAGUUGACAUGUGGAUGUCUCUAAUUAUUUCAUUAAUCGGUGUCUUCGGCAAUAUUAUCACAUUGGUCGUGUUCUACCGGCUAGGCUUCAGGGACACGGUGAAUAUCACCAUGGGCGCAAUCACAGCCUGGGACUUGGUGCGGGUACUGUGUGGAUCCGUGCACCGUCUGUAUGGUCCGGUGUCACUUGUGUCGGAGGCUGUCGGGGUGUCCUGGAAAAACGUCACGCUGAUCAAUAUUGUCUACAUGCACAUCGUGGCCGGCAACGUCUCCUACGUCAUCGGGGGUUAUGUUGCUCUGGAGAGAUGCCUUUGUGUCAGCUUCCCUUUCAAGGUCAAGUCGAUCAUCACCCCGAGGCUGACGAUGGCGGUGUGUUUGACCAUUUCCAUUUCAGUCUUCGCUUCACAGUUUCCCAUAUUUUUUGUGUUUGAGUACACAUGGGUGUACAGUCAACUGUAUGGGCAGGACGUUGCCAUCUACCAGUACACCCAUUUCUACAGCGUUCAUGGUCAGAAGUUCAUGGAGUCUUACCGGUACUUCAGCUUCCUGUACCCGCUUCUCAGUCUUUCAUUCAUGGUAGUCAGCACCGUCAUCAUCUCAUACCACCUCCAGAAAGCCUCGGACUUCCGAAACAAGGUAUCAGCAGCCACCAAACACCAAGAUGGCACUCGCUCAGAACUUUCCACUAGAGAUAGACAAGUCGUGAAAAUGCUCUUGACAGUAAUAGCCCUCUACAUGAUCGUCUUGGUACCAAGGGUGGCGCAAUUCAUAGCCAUUAUUUGCGAGGCUGAGUUCUUCGUGCUCAGAUUUUACAACAACCUAUUCUGGGUCAUCUCAAACUCUGUCUCCUUCCUUGACAUCCUCAACUCCACGUGCAAUCUCUUCAUCUUCUACAGCAUGAGCUCCAGGUUCCGGUAUUGUGCGAGGUCAAUGGCCAGACACUUCCUGUGCUGCACGGCGUCACCUAAGUCAAGCAAGACAACUCGCGAUACAACGUAG
Messenger RNA from Biomphalaria glabrata, 1119 nucleotides. Its product is annotated as FMRFamide receptor-like. Bases 1 to 1119 code for a protein of 372 amino acids. Gene Ontology annotation, biological process: G protein-coupled receptor signaling pathway. Gene Ontology annotation, molecular function: G protein-coupled peptide receptor activity. Lineage: Eukaryota; Metazoa; Mollusca; Gastropoda; Planorbidae. Gene Ontology annotation, cellular component: plasma membrane. The record is from RefSeq and is a predicted model, not a curated record. The transcript has a single exon.